Molecule: messenger RNA, 779 nt
Organism: Hydra vulgaris (swiftwater hydra)
Lineage: Eukaryota; Metazoa; Cnidaria; Hydrozoa; Anthoathecata; Hydridae
Product: male-enhanced antigen 1
Biological process (GO): spermatogenesis
Source: RefSeq, a predicted model, not a curated record
UUAAUUAACUUUAGUAUUUGAUAUGUCACCUGAGUCUAAUAUAGAAAAUAAUAGCAAAAAAACUGAGAAUAUUUCAGAUGAGCUGAACUCCCAGGUUCAUCAUUCAUCUCAUUUUGAGGUUUCAAGCAGCGAAGAAGAUGAUGUUGAUACAAAUCAAAGUGAAUAUGCAGGUUACCAACUCCUCUCACAGGAUUUGUCAUGCAACUAUAGUAGUGAAGAUGAGAGAGAAGAAAUUUCUGUAGGCAAUGAUGAAUUACAUAAUACUGAAAAUAUUUGCAUUGAUUAUCAGAAUCUUGUAUGCUCUGCUAUUGAAGAUGGCUUAUCAAGUAUAGGGCUAGAAUUUCCUGAAUAUGACAAUCAUGCAGAUUGUGGUAUCACCUUUGAAAAAAAUGAUUUUAAAAUAUCUGAAACUCAUGCAGAAAUAAUCAGGAAAUCUAUGUCAGGAUUUUCACUUCCAACAACAAACAUUCCUGAAUGGGCAAAAGAUGUAUCUGAUGACCAAUUAAAGGAAACCUUAAGAAAAGCAAUUAAUGAAAAAUCUCAAGGAAAAUAAGUUCACUGUAUUCAGCUGUUCAUAUAUUGAUUUUAUAUUUUUAUAAUUUUUGAUAAGAAACUGGUGUCAAGCAUCAGCUCCCAACAUCACACCAAUCACACUGCCAGUGUAAAAUAUUAAAACAAACACCAGUGUAAAACAUCAGAUCCAACCAAAAUUUGUUUUUAAGUCUUUUUUUAAUUAAUAAUAGUUUAUACUUGAAUAAUUUAUUAUAUUAUUUAUUUGA